UUUCGCUGAUUACACAUUCCGCUUAACGAUAGCAUUGCGCUGAUUUCGCCGUGAAAUAAAUACUCAGAUUCAUACUUUCGAUCAGAAUUAUGUGCCACAUAAUGCGUUGCAUCUUGAUUGUUUGCGUGGCCUUGUCGCUCCUUGCCGCCGGCUGCAGUGUGGAGGCCUCCAACUCCCGACCGCCGAGGAAGAACGACGUGAACACCAUGGCGGAUGCUUACAAGUUCUUGCAGGAUCUGGACACCUACUACGGCGACAGGGCACGGGUGCGAUUCGGCAAGCGGGGAGCAUUGAUGGAAAUCCUGAGGAACCGCGAACUAGACAACAGCUUCAAUCUGGGCAAGAGUAUCAACAGCGGCGGGGACUUGGUCCGCGCCUUGGAUGAGGAGGAGGUAUAUUAGACCCAAAUCGAGGCGACCUUGGCAAUGUCAACCAACUCAUGAGUCUAAUUCUAAGCACACGCGUUAUCGUUUAACUUAUUUUUAUCGGGGCAAUAGUUUAGCGAGUCGACACGAACGAAUGGUAGUUGCAGCUGAGUUAAGUAUUUAUUGUAGUCUUGAUGUUAGCUGAUUUAAUAAUAA
Messenger RNA from Drosophila serrata, 581 nucleotides. It is a transcript of the gene NPF, whose product is annotated as neuropeptide F. Lineage: Eukaryota; Metazoa; Arthropoda; Insecta; Diptera; Drosophilidae. The record is from RefSeq and is a predicted model, not a curated record.